Molecule: messenger RNA, 1542 nt
Organism: Capra hircus (goat)
Lineage: Eukaryota; Metazoa; Chordata; Mammalia; Artiodactyla; Bovidae
Product: fibroblast growth factor receptor 3
Biological process (GO): protein phosphorylation
Cellular component (GO): plasma membrane
Molecular function (GO): fibroblast growth factor binding; ATP binding; fibroblast growth factor receptor activity
Source: RefSeq, a predicted model, not a curated record
AGGCCCCAGGCCCCGAGCCCAGCCCACAGGAGCGGGCCUUUGGCAGCGGGGACACCGUGGAGCUGAGCUGCCGCUCGCCGGCGGGGGUGCCCACGGAACCCACCAUCUGGGUGAAGGACGGCGUGGGCCUGGCGCCCUCGGACCGCGUCCUGGUGGGGCCACAGCGGCUACAGGUGCUCAACGCCUCCCACGAGGACGCCGGGGCCUACAGCUGCCGCCAGCGCCUCUCCCAGCGGCUGCUGUGCCUCUUCAGCGUGCGCGUGACAGACGCUCCGUCCUCGGGGGAUGACGAAGAUGGGGACGACGAGGCUGAGGACACAGCAGGGGCCCCUUACUGGACGCGGCCCGAGCGGAUGGACAAGAAGCUGCUAGCGGUGCCGGCCGCCAACACGGUUCGCUUCCGCUGCCCGGCUGCCGGCAACCCCACGCCAUCCAUCACCUGGCUGAAGAACGGCAAGGAGUUCCGGGGCGAGCACCGCAUCGGAGGAAUCAAGCUGCGGCACCAGCAGUGGAGCCUGGUCAUGGAGAGCGUGGUGCCCUCGGACCGCGGCAACUACACGUGCGUCGUGGAGAACAAGUUUGGCAGAAUCCAGCAGACCUACACCCUGGACGUGCUGGAGCGCUCUCCGCACCGGCCCAUCCUCCAGGCGGGGCUGCCCGCCAACCAGACCGCCGUGCUGGGCAGCGACGUGGAGUUCCACUGCAAGGUGUACAGCGAUGCCCAGCCCCACAUCCAGUGGCUGAAGCACGUGGAGGUGAACGGCAGCAAGGUGGGGCCCGACGGCACGCCCUACGUCACCGUGCUCAAGACGGCGGGCGCUAACACCACCGACAAGGAGCUAGAGGUUCUAUCCUUGCGCAAUGUCACCUUUGAGGACGCGGGGGAGUACACGUGUCUGGCGGGCAAUUCUAUCGGGUUUUCCCAUCACUCUGCGUGGCUGGUGGUGCUGCCAGCCGAGGAGGAGCUGGUGGAAGCCGGUGAGGCUGGCGGUGUGUUCGCGGGCAUCCUCAGCUAUGGGCUGGGCUUCCUCCUCUUCAUCCUGGCUGUGGCCGCCAUUACGCUCUACCGCCUGCGGAGCCCCCCCAAGAAGGGCCUGGGCUCGCCCGCGGUGCACAAGGUCUCCCGCUUCCCGCUCAAGCGACAGGUGUCCUUGGAGUCCAGCUCAUCCAUGAGCUCCAACACGCCACUGGUACGCAUCGCCCGGCUGUCCUCGGGCGAGGGCCCCACCCUGGCCAACGUCUCUGAGCUCGAGCUGCCCGCCGACCCCAAGUGGGAGCUGUCCCGGGCCCGGCUCACCCUGGGCAAGCCUCUUGGGGAGGGCUGCUUCGGCCAGGUGGUCAUGGCAGAGGCCAUUGGCAUCGACAAGGACCGAGCUGCCAAGCCUGUCACGGUGGCCGUGAAGAUGCUGAAAGAUGACGCCACGGAUAAGGACUUGUCGGACCUGGUGUCCGAGAUGGAGAUGAUGAAGAUGAUCGGAAAACAUAAGAACAUUAUCAACUUGCUAGGCGCCUGCACGCAGGGCGGGCCCCUGUAUGUGCUGG